Chroicocephalus ridibundus (black-headed gull) is the source of this 2486-nucleotide messenger RNA. It is a transcript of the gene KNG1, whose product is annotated as kininogen 1. Gene Ontology annotation, cellular component: extracellular region; blood microparticle. Gene Ontology annotation, biological process: positive regulation of cytosolic calcium ion concentration; negative regulation of endopeptidase activity; negative regulation of blood coagulation. The record is from RefSeq and is a predicted model, not a curated record. Lineage: Eukaryota; Metazoa; Chordata; Aves; Charadriiformes; Laridae. Gene Ontology annotation, molecular function: cysteine-type endopeptidase inhibitor activity. The coding region runs from base 128 to 1969 and encodes 613 amino acids. The transcript is spliced from 10 exons.
AACCUACUCUGUUUACUCAGCUAUUGCUCCUGAAAAACAGAAGUGGUGACUAAAACCCUGUCAGGCGUUCCUUUUCCAUUUGGUUUUUGAAGAGCCUUCUAAUUCAAGGGGCUGUUUUUGUCUCAUUAUGAAACCUUUCCUUGUACUAGUACUCUGCUGUAGUUUUUUCUCCAGCAGAGCCACCCCUCUUCCAUUUGAGUUUUCGGACUGUGAUGACCCUGAUGUCUUUAGAGCUGUCGACACAGCACUGAAGAAAUACAAUGGAGACAUAGCAACUGGUAAUCAAUUUGCUCUAUACAUGGUGAUGGAAGCCAAGAGAACUGCAGGGCCUGACACACAAUUCUAUGUGAAAUACCGAAUACAAGAAACCACUUGUGCCAUUGAGGAAAACAAACUCUGGCAAGACUGUGAUUACAAAGUACCUGCAGAGGCUAAAACAGGAGAAUGCACAGCUCGAGUUCACAUGAAUGACGCUGAAAAAACAAGUAAUGUUUCGCAAGACUGCAAAAUUUUUCCAGCUACGCCAAAGAUAAGACUUACUGAGGCUGUCUGUACUGGAUGCUUCCAUCCUAUAUCGAGUGACAGUUCAAAAGUGUCAGAAAUUCUGAAAAAAGCCAUUCAAAAGUUUAAUAGGCACAGUACUGAACCUGCCCUUUUUAAGCUUGUGGAGAUAAAAGAAGCUAAAAUACAGGUGGUAGCUGGAUGGAAUUACAUAAUUAAAUAUGAAAUUGAGGAAACUAAUUGCUCCAAAGAACAAUUUCAAGAUUUAACUCCAGAGUGCAAACCCACUUCUAGAGGUCGUGUAGGUAAAUGUGAUGCCAAAGCAUAUGAAAAUCUUCAAGAGCAGCUUGUAGACACUGCAAGCCAAUGCAAGCUUCCAGUUGAAGAGACGGUAAUUCCUGCCACUCGCACUGGUUGUCCAAAGACCAUCCCAAAAGACAGUCCUGAACUGAAGGAACUACUGAAGGUUUCUCUGGAGAAGUAUAAUUCGGAGAGCAACGAUGACUUCUACUAUAAAGCUGGAGAAAUAAAAGCAGCGACAGUUCAGGUGGUUGCAGGACAAAACUACCAUAUAACAUUCACAGUCCAGAAGACAAACUGCUCCAAGAAAGAGUUUGAAAAAUUUAAUGAAGACUGUGAAGCCACAUCAGACAGUGUACCACAGCCAUGUGAAGCACAAAUUCACGUGAUCCCAUGGGACAAUAAAAUCUUUCCACAGGUGAACUGCUCUAAAGAACGGUCAAUGGAAGUACUUAUAAGAAGGCCUCCUGGAUUCACACCUUUCCGAAGUGCUGCUAUGCUGGCCCAGUCAAAUGGAAUUUUAUGCUCUGAUAAAAAUGAAGAAGAAAGGGAAAGACCUGGCAAAGAAACAAGAAAAGAUGGUGGACAGGAACCAGAAGGUGAAGGUGAACCUGAGCAUAAGCACAGGCAUAAACACGGGCAUAAACACGGGCAUAAACACAGGCACGGAUAUAAAAAGGAUCAUGAGUAUGACAAAAGGCAUAGGCAUCAAAUUGGUUGUGGGCACAGAGAGGGCCACAGGUGUGGGCAUAAAAAGCACAGUAGAAAUGGUAAACAUAAACAUGCAGACCUCAAAUCUUCUGAGGAGUCCGAUGAAAGGGGUUUUAAUCAAAACAAAACCCUCCCAUCGUCCAGUGCUGAAACAGCAUCAGAGCUAGUUAAUCCAGGGAUUGCAGAAAAGGAAGCCAGUAUGGCUGCAGAACCACUAACUCCUCCUGAUACUUCUUUAUUUAAUGGGUUGCCAGAUCACACAGGAUCUCCUCUCCCCAGAUGUCCUGGAAAACCAUGGAAACAAAUUAUGGACCUUCCAGCUCCUUCUAGCUUUCCCAGAGAAUUCACAAAUGAGGAUCUCUUGCCUUCCGCAGUAGAAGACAUCGAUCCAGCAACAGAAAACUCAACACCUCAAAACAAAGAGAAAGACCUUGAUCUCUCAGAUGCUUUACUAUAAUUCAAACAUUGUAGGAUCCUUUCCAGAAAUUAUACAUAGAAAAAUAAGAAAAAUACUGCCUUUUGAACUGUAUAAAAUAUGAGGAGGACAAAGCUCCUAUUCUGUUACUAUGAUAACUCAAGCAGGUCACCAGCACUUCUGCAGACCUAAGACCAUACAACAAUACUCUGUAUUUGCAUAUAUUUGCAAAGAUGUAAAUCUGGCAAUGGCACCAGCAAUUCAGAACCAGUCUAGUAAAGGGACCAGGCAAGUCAAUAUCCUUCUGCUGCAGAAGUUAAAAUUGUACCUCAUCUGCCUCAAGUUGCUAUAAGCACAAAGUGAAUCACUGCAUUAAAUCCCACUACGUGAUGUUUAAAACAAUGACACAAAGAAUUCUGGAGAUUACAUGAAGAAUCUCAACCAAAUAUGGGCAAGAAAAAAGCAAGCUAAUAUAGAACAAGGAUGCCUGCAUUAGAUAUCUGAAAUAAUAUCUUUCUAAUUUACUGGAGCGAAUCUUUUAAAGAACAAAAAAAAAUAA